AUGUCGGCAUGUUUGAAAAUUCACAACAAUGAUGUCAUAACGACGUCAAAUAUACUGUACAGCCAAGUGAAAGACCAAAUCCUAAUUGGCCAAAACACAAACGGACGUCCAACUGCCGUACUCUCCGUCGCAACUAAACGACAAAACCAAAGUCUCCUUCAAAAACCGACGGUCCCACAACUCUUUAUUAUAUAUUUAUACCCCCGCCCGCUUGAAGCCGUAGUAGGACACUUGGCAACAGCCCAGAUAAACUUCUACCAGCCGAAAACCAAAAAAUAUAUCGGAAAACAAUUGGCUUUGAACAGUUCCGAUGGAGGCGGUGGUGGAAGGCCACCGGCUAGUUUUCCUUUGACACGGCAGUCAUCAAUCUAUUCAUUGACUUUUGAUGAGCUCCAAAGCUCCAUGGGGGGAAUUGGAAAGGAUUUUGGGUCAAUGAACAUGGAUGAGUUGCUGAAGAACAUAUGGAGUGCCGAGGAGAAUCAAAACAUGGGAUUUACUAGUGGAGCUGGUGGCCAAGGAGGGGUUGGCCAUUUGCAGCGGCAGGGAUCAUUGACGCUUCCACGGACACUGAGCCAGAAGACAGUUGAUGAGGUCUGGAGAGAGAGGUGGAAUGAGUAUAGUGGCGGGAAGAAUGAGAAUGGUGGUGUUAGUAACUUGAAUAUGCCUCAGAGGCAACAGACUUUAGGGGAGAUAACACUUGAAGAAUUCUUGCUGAAAGCGGGUGUAGUAAGGGAAGAUGCCCAGUUUGCUGGAAAACCUACCAGUAUUGGAGUUUUAGAUGAUUUGCCCGGCAGUGGGAACGAUACUGGAUUGGGAUUUCUAUAUCAACAGGCUAACAGGGAUGCAGGGCUGAUGACUUCUAGGGUUCUUGAAAGUAGUAAUCAGAUUGCUAUGCAGUCUUCUAAUUUACCAUUGCAGGUGAAUGGGUUCAGAUCUGCUGAACAACAGAUGAAGAGUCAACAACAGUUGGCGCAGCAAGAGCUCCUUCCCAAUCAGCCUGCCUUCAAUAGGAAUCAGAUUGAUAUGCAGUCUGCAAAUUUACCACUGAAUGUGAAUGGGGUCAAACCUGCUGGACAACAGCUGGAUAGACACCAAAGGCUGGUGCAGCAGAAGCAGCAGCACGAGCUUCUUCCAAAGCAGCCUGCCUUGUCUUAUGGAGCUCCCAUGGGUAUUCCAAGUAGUGGACAGUUGAGCAGUCCAGCAACUAGGGGCGGGAUUCUUGGGAUUUCUGAUCCAGUGAUGACUAAUAAUUUGGUUCCAAGUGCAGGCCUACAGGGUGGAGGACUUGGGGUGGUUGGUUUAGGAACUGGGGGUUUUUCUGUUGCUACAAGAUCUCCGGCUUUUUCAAAAGAUGGGCUUGCAAAGAGUAAUGGAGAUACAUCUUCCAUAUCACCAGUCCCUUAUGUGUUUAGUGGCAGCUUACGGAGCAGAAAAGGUGCUGCUUUGGAAAAAGUUGUGGAAAGGAGGCAGAAAAGAAUGAUAAAAAACAGAGAAUCAGCUGCAAGAUCACGAGCUCGGAAGCAGGCAUACACAAUGGAGUUGGAAGCAGAAAUUGCCAAACUGAAGGAGGAAAAUCAAGGUAUGCAGAACAAACAGGCAGAAAUAAUUGAAAUGCAGAAGAAUCAGGUUCUGGAGACGAUGAAUCAGCAGAAUGGAGCAAAUCAACAAUGCUUGAGACGUACACAAACGGGGCCAUGGUGA
This is a messenger RNA of Fraxinus pennsylvanica, 1701 nucleotides long. NCBI's taxonomy places the organism in Eukaryota, Viridiplantae, Streptophyta, Magnoliopsida, Lamiales, Oleaceae. The record is from the annotation of a GenBank genome assembly.